This is a messenger RNA of Cotesia glomerata, 1684 nucleotides long. It is a transcript of the gene Idh3g, whose product is annotated as isocitrate dehydrogenase [NAD] subunit gamma, mitochondrial. The record is from RefSeq and is a predicted model, not a curated record. Bases 253 to 1410 code for a protein of 385 amino acids. Gene Ontology annotation, biological process: isocitrate metabolic process; tricarboxylic acid cycle. The transcript has 2 exons. Gene Ontology annotation, cellular component: mitochondrion. Lineage: Eukaryota; Metazoa; Arthropoda; Insecta; Hymenoptera; Braconidae.
UACAUGGAGCAAACGAUGUACUGCUACUAUACAGCAGCAGCUUGUAGAUUUUAAGAGUUUUCUCUCUACUCUAAAUAAAAUCAUUUUAAGGAACAUCAAAGAGUAAAAGUGUCUGGCAAGGUCUUUGGGUUAUUGUUAAAAUAGACACUGCCAAUAUAAUACAAGUAGUCGUAUCUUAAGUAACAAUAUUGUCUUUAAAAUUAUUGAGUCUUAUUAUUGAAGUAAUUUAUUGGUAAUAAAUAAUAAAUAAAAAUGGCAGCACGAUCUUUGGUAAGGUAUAUUCAAUCUAAAUCAAUUACACCGCAAAUACAUCGUUGCGCGGCAUCCUUGUCUGCAUUCGAAAUUCAACAUAAGACACCAGCUAUUAAAAAAGUAAUGCCUAUACCUAAAGCUCAUUACGGUGGUCGUCAUACAGUUACAUUACUGCCUGGUGCUGGAAUCGGUCCUGAACUCAUGGGUUACGUCAAAGAGAUAUUCAGCUAUGCUGGAGUACCAGUUGACUUUGAAGACAUUGAUAUUGAUCCAAAUGCAGACAACAAUGAUGAUCUUGAGUAUGCCAUAACUUCGAUACGACGUAAUGGAGUAGCUUUGAAAGGUAAUAUUGAAACACGUAGCAGAGAAGUCGGAGUACUUUCUCGUAAUGUAGCCUUGCGUAAUGAACUUGAUCUAUACGUCAAUGUGCUUCAUUGUGUUUCUUAUCCUGGUGUCAAUUCUCGUCAAAAAAAUAUUGACAUUGUAAUUGUACGUCAAAACACUGAGGGAGAGUAUGCUAUGUUGGAACACGAAAGUGUCAGUGGGGUUGUUGAAAGUAUGAAAGUCAUUACCCGAUCUAAUUCGGAACGUUUAGCACGUUAUGCUUUUGAGUAUGCUAAACGUAAUGGUAGAAAAAAGGUUACUACUGUACACAAAGCCAAUAUUAUGAAACUUUCUGAUGGAUUAUUUUUGGAGACAUCGCAACGAGUUGCCAAAGAAUAUCCUGAAAUUGUUCAUGAUAAUAUGAUUAUUGAUAAUACAUGUAUGCAACUUGUCUCAAACCCUCAUCAAUUUGAUGUUGUUUUAACUACUAAUCUGUACGGCGCAAUCGUAUCCAAUGUUGUAUGUGGAUUACUUGGAGGUGCUGGAUUACUAUCUGGAAAGAACUUUGGUGAUCAAUACACUGUUUUUGAACCAGGUACUCGUAAUACUGGUGCUAAAAUCGCUGGAAAAAAUAUCGCUAACCCAAUAGCAAUGUUAAAUGCUGCUGUUGACAUGUUACGUCAUCUGGGUCAUAAACAUCAUGCCACCAUUAUUCAAAAUGCCAUUAAUAAAACUAUCAACUCUGGAAUUCAUACAGCUGAUCUUGGUGGUAAUGCAAACAGUCGAGAGGUUGUCGACAGUAUUAUGAAACACAUUAAAAUAGCAGUUAACUAAAGAUCUGAUGAGAAAACAAAAAGUUACAGAUAAAACUAUAGUCAUUUGUUUUUAAAAAUAAUUAUAAUGUUAAGUGUUGAUUUUAAUUGUAUCAAAAUUAAUUAUUGACCUUUAUUUUCUGCUGCUAUUUAUUUAAGUAUAAGUGAUUAAAAUAAUGUUGUUCUGUAGAGUAUAAUCAUGAGGCACAAACUUGUGUAUUUCAAAUAAUGUGAAUUCUUCUUGUACAGUUUGUUAAUAUAUAUAUACCAAUAAUAACAAAAUUAUUUGUAAUAUA